CUGCACCGGCAUAAAAAAACGAAUUAUCCAGCAAACAGACAACACCCGGCUUUGAAAACGCUCUUAAAACAAAAAAAGAAAAAAAAUAUAUUGAGAUUUAUUUUGUGUUAUCAAUUAAUAAAACAAGACCUGCUUUUAAAAUCGCCACGUAAUUGCAGUAGCAACCCCCCUCGCUACAUCAGUUUAAAUGCCUUGGCCCGGAGUAUAAGCAUCCUCACCUUGCUGAGAAGCGACUCCGUGCCCUGUAUAGUCGGCUGCCGCUGCGUUGGAGGGUUGCAUCCACUGUGCUCAUACAGUAACAUGGUUUACAGCACGCUGCACUUCUGAGGGACCCGCUAACACACACGCAGAGAAACGCCAAAAGCAACCUCGGCGACAAGGUUCAAAGGCACCUCUCCUAUUCCUCCCCCAGCCUCCCCACACGCUCUCACUCGCUGUCUGCUGCUCCUCCUCCUCACACACACACGCACGCACACACACACGCAGAGCCAGCGCUAUGGGCAAGCAAAACAGCAAGUUAAGGCCAGAGAUGCUGCAGGACCUGCGAGCAAACACGGACUUCUCCGAACACGAGCUGCAGGAGUGGUACAAGGGCUUUCUGAAGGACUGUCCGAGCGGCACGCUGAACGUCGAGGAGUUCAAGAAGAUCUACGCCAACUUCUUCCCGUACGGGGACGCCUCCAAGUUCGCCGAGCACGUCUUCCGCACCUUCGACACCAACAACGACGGCACCAUCGACUUCCGGGAGUUCAUCAUCGCACUGAGCGUCACCUCCCGCGGCAAGCUGGAGCAGAAACUCAAGUGGGCCUUCAGCAUGUAUGACCUGGACGGGAACGGAUACAUCAGCAGGGACGAGAUGCUGGAGAUCGUACAGGCAAUCUACAAGAUGGUGUCCUCAGUGAUGAAGAUGCCGGAGGACGAGUCGACGCCAGAGAAGCGGACCGACAAGAUCUUCAGACAGAUGGACCUGAACAAUGACGGCAAGCUGUCUCUUGAGGAGUUCAUCAAAGGUGCCAAAAGCGACCCCUCAAUCGUGCGAUUACUGCAGUGUGACCCCAGCAGCGCGUCGCAGUUCUGAGCUUCCCCUCCUGCCCCAGGGAAACGAAGACAAAACGCAUGAAGGUUCCUGUCUUUUGUGUCACGGAGGGACGAGUUUUAGUUAUUUUAAGAAAAUUAAUCAAAAUAAUACAAAAAAAAACACAACCUGCCUAGACUUUUAACCAUCUCCUUCAUCACGCUUCACAGAAGGGAAUUCCCAAAAAGCCACAGUGAUGGGGGUGUGGAAACCAGGGACAACCUGUAGGAGCCUGGAAUUGUUCUUUGCAUUUGGAAUAGAAUGUUGGCCUUGGAAGACAGAAGGGACACAGAAGCGAUAUCUCGCCGUUGUGAACUGGUAACUACCCCACUGGUUUGUACUGGUUUUUGCGGUGGAUUAUCAGAAUGUUCUGGAGCUGCUGAAUUGUUUGCGCGGACGCUGCGUGUGUGUGCAUGUGUGUGCGUGUACGUGUAGGUUUGACGUACAGUAUUAUCUUUUUAUUUUACCUAAAACCUGUUAACAUGUUACUUUCUUGUAAUUGAGCUCAUCGAUACAUUGUUAUAUUGGUUCUAAGUUUUGGUCUGUCUUUGCACUGCAUGAUAUACUGAGAGUAUUACUGUGUAAAGUGUAAACAUGCUCCUUAUCUGAACUUUAAGUUAGGGAAUACAAUUCAAACCAUAAUUUACAGGCAUGCAUUUUCCACGUGUUAUAAAAAAUAUAACAAGUGAACUUUACAUCUGAAUAGAAACAUACUAAACGAUAGGCGUUAAUAUUGGAUGGGGCUAUCGGGGUCCCAAGAACCCCAAAAUAAAACACAACAUAGAGCAUGUAUACUAUUGAGUAGGGUUAAUCCAGACUGCAGGUGUAAUACGCAGAGUGCCCAGCAUGUGGCAGUAUUGGACGUGCAGUCAAAAUGCGAAUGAAUUGAUAUUGUGUGAACACAUGACACACGUCUAAUGAGCCCGAACAUACUGCAUCCGUGUCUUCGUGCAGUCCAGGUUAAACUUUGCCUCCUUAUUUUUUUAUUUUUAAAAUGUCUUUGCUAGAAUUCAGUUCGCUGUUUUACUUUUAAGUAAAUGUUAAAAUCUUUCUUUGUUUUUCAAUUUAGUGAUACAAAUAUUUUUGUAUGGCUCUUUGAAAACUCCCUGGUCAUCAGUGUGGCUCUUUUUAACCAAAGUAGAUGGACAAUUCAGGCCUUCUAGAUUAUUCUCGCUCCCCGAUUUGAAACCCUGGGAGUGUGUAAUAUGUGGGAGAUCUGUUAAGCACACCCAUCGCAAAUCAAUACAAAAAGUAAUAUAUAUAUAUAUGUGCUAGAAAAGAGGUCAGAUCCACUCACUUUCAUAUUAUGAAUGCAAAUUUCCAUUUUAUGCAACAUUUACACACGUGUUUACAGCCACACAGGUACUGUAUGUAAAUCUUUGUGUAACCACAUGGCUAAGUUAUACUGCAGUAAAUGCCCAUGUGAAAUGAAUCCACACGAACGUAUGACAUUUUAGUCUGUAUAUUUAUAUAAUGAACACGUAUCGCAACCCCAGACUGCCGUUUCACACACGUACACAUAAAUGUGUCUCGCUUUGGGGGUGCAAUAUAGGAGCAUCGAUUCAGGUGUGAAUUUCUACAUUUGGAAACGUGUGAACAGGUGUCCGUGUGCACAUGUCUGUAUUGCUAUAUGUGUUAAUUAUAUAAACAUAUAGAGCCCUAUUAACGGUAAGGAAUGUUUCAAGGACAGUUUAUUAAAGUACUGAGUUUUGAAACAUUCUCAGCGCUUCAAAGAAUUUAAACAAACAGUUUAAAUAGGUUUCAUGAAUUGUGAACUUGAUUAUAUUAUUUAAAUUGACUUUAAAAAAGCAAAAAACAAUCCUUAAAUUCCUUAAAACAAUCCUUAAAGUUUUGUGUAUAGGGCCCACAGUGGUUACAAUUGUAUGGUUAACAGCAUAUGAAAAAUGAUUAUAUAUAUAUAUAAAUGUUUGUUUGUUUGUUUAUAAACAUGCAUGGUUAUUAAUUAAUGAAGUUUUUCCAAAUGUUUUCCAAGUCGACUGCACUUCUGAACUGGAAUUUGAGAUUGAAUGUUUUAUAACCAUCAUUUCAGCCUUUAGCCUGGUGUUGUAAAGGAUCCCUGUGUUGCUCUGCAGUUUAGUGAAGCUGUACUCCAAGAGCUGUUAAUAUCGUAAUGUGUGUCUUCUGCGUGGUUCUCUAUCUGCUUAACCCAUUAGGUUCCGCUGUCCUCAUUUGAGGACUGGCUACUUUGUGGAGCAUUUUGAACUGGCAUCGUCUACCUGUUAUUUAAAGGUUCUGUUUAUCUGUACUGUUCGGAUAACUUACUCUAAUUUUGUUAAGAAUAAAAGUGUAAAUGUAACUCGACAACUAUAGCCCUUCAGAUGCUUUUACAACGCCUCAAUAUAAUAUAAGACACUGAACCUAAGAAUGGUCCUUUGUUUGGUGUUUUCCUCCCCACAGUGAUGAAAUUUCACUGGUCAGAUUAUAAGCAUGUCUAACUUGACUGUCCUCAAAAAUAGGAUGCUGGGAAGAGAUGUUGUAAAUAUUUUACACGUCUGAAAGAUUUGAAAUUUGAAUGGUAGGAUACCGAUUUAGAAUGUGUCAAAUUGCAGAAGUACAGCUUGUGUUUUUUUUUCAAAGAAUGUUAUUUGGUACUUAAUGGGUUAAUAAAAAAAUGUUUGUUUUGAAUAGUUUGUACGUAUGGCAAAUCACAAGAAAGAAUGGUACAGAAAACACACUAUGAUAUUGAACAGGUAAGCAAAAAAGUAAAGGACAUAACGUUUCCCUUUGAAUCUAUAUGUUCAUUUAAACAAAUAUAUAAUGUUCGAUACAAGGGACAGAUGUAAACUUAUUUACACAGAUGAUUAGAGGAUUUGUUUCCAUAUACACAGUAUAUAUAUAUAUAUAUAUAUAUAUAUAUAUAUAUAUAUAUAUAUGUAUCGCAUGUGGGUUUACAACAUGUGUGUUUUAAAGUUGCCUUUGAACUAGAAACGGGCAGUGCAUUUUAUGUAAAGUUUAAGCGAGUUAAACAACUCAAGACUACUUAAAAGCUUCAGCAUCAAAUGUUA
This is a messenger RNA of Acipenser ruthenus (sterlet), 4101 nucleotides long. RefSeq names its product hippocalcin-like protein 1. The transcript is spliced from 5 exons. Bases 497 to 1078 code for a protein of 193 amino acids. Gene Ontology annotation, molecular function: calcium ion binding. NCBI's taxonomy places the organism in Eukaryota, Metazoa, Chordata, Actinopteri, Acipenseriformes, Acipenseridae. The record is from RefSeq and is a predicted model, not a curated record.